This is a messenger RNA of Ustilaginoidea virens, 1116 nucleotides long. RefSeq lists its product as uncharacterized. The record is from RefSeq and is a predicted model, not a curated record. The coding region runs from base 1 to 1116 and encodes 371 amino acids. Gene Ontology annotation, molecular function: DNA-binding transcription factor activity; transcription cis-regulatory region binding. The transcript is spliced from 3 exons. Gene Ontology annotation, biological process: positive regulation of transcription by RNA polymerase II. Gene Ontology annotation, cellular component: nucleus. Lineage: Eukaryota; Fungi; Ascomycota; Sordariomycetes; Hypocreales; Clavicipitaceae.
AUGGCUCUUGAGAACGAUGCUCUUAUGAGCUUGCUUCUCGCCUACUCCGCUUGCCAUCGCUCACAACUUUUGCAAACCUCGCCGCCUCGAAUGCGCAUGGCAGAAUGGGCACAGUCCAUCUUUCCGGCCUUGAGAGAGUCUCUGGUGAGAGAAUGGACGCCGGUCUCGAAUACCACGCUAGCAAUGGCAGUCAUACUCGUGGCACUGGAGAUUAUGUCUCCGGGAGCGUUUGGACACGGAAUAUCGUGGCGCGGACACAUCACUCACGCCAGAAGUCUACUUGCCAAGCGACUGGAACGCAUGUCGGUUAAAAGGGUGAGCGGUAUCGCAGAAGGAGAAGGAGGAGAAGAAGAAGAAGAAGGAUUUCGAUUCAUGCAAAGCUGGCUCGGGUACGUGGGCAUCAUGGGCAGUCUCAUGGCUAGCCCGAUGGUGGAUUCCGUGUCUUCCGCGUCUGAGCUUCUGCCUUGUUCUGCCUUUUCCGUCGUUCCAAGUCGACUUGGCGAGGAGUUGGACAAUUUAGGCUGCAUGACGGGACUAUCCAUGAGGUGUGUUGGGCUGCUCGGGAGAGUGAAUGACUUGUCAAGGCAAUGUGAUCGGGAGCGGUUCGGGCUCGAUGAUCGACUAUGGCUUGGAUGGUCUCCUACGUCGUCCACCGCCGAGCAAGCGCUAGUGCUGGAGCAAAACAUGAUAAAGAGUCUCGCUCAGACUGCCCGACCUUGCUCGCAUGGGCGCGCCGGCAACAUGCACGUGCGAGACGUGAAAGAGAUGGCCACCAUUAACGAAGCAUUCCACUGGGCUGGCCUGAUUCAGCUACGCCGCAGAGUGCUCGGGAAGCCAACAAACGAUGCCGACGUCCAGCUCCACGUGCGGAAGAUUUUGAUUUGCCUGGAGAAGCUGCGGACGGGCACCGCCGCCGAAAUACGCUGCCUAUUCCCGAUUUUCACCGCGGGUUGCGAAGCAGCUGACAAGGACCAACGGAGAAGGCUCCUCUCCAGGCUCGAGAGUGCUGAGAGGAGCGGCAUGAAACAGGUGUAUCACGCCCGGCUGCUGCUGGAGCGAGUGUGGACAGAGGGCCGCCCGUGGGAAGAGCUCAUUGGCGAUGAGUUUAUAGCUUAA